This is a messenger RNA of Papilio polytes (common Mormon), 1066 nucleotides long. Its product is annotated as collagenase-like. Gene Ontology annotation, molecular function: serine-type endopeptidase activity. Lineage: Eukaryota; Metazoa; Arthropoda; Insecta; Lepidoptera; Papilionidae. The record is from RefSeq and is a predicted model, not a curated record. The annotation marks the transcript as partial. The transcript is spliced from 6 exons. Gene Ontology annotation, biological process: proteolysis.
UUGCUUGAGAGUCAAUGUGUUGGUGGCAUGGCGGUGUUGGACUAGCCGGCGGACGUCGGGCUCUCGUCAGCUCCCGAAUUCUGAUAGACUGACGCUGUUGAGCUUGUUCUGCCUGGGGGCGCUGGGAGCGCUGGCGGCGGCCUACGACAUUCCGGAGCUGAACUACCACGAGCGUGUGGGCAUCCCGCGCGCCCACGCCCUCAGGCAGGCCGAGCUCGCGGCAGACUUCGACGGCAGCAGGAUAGUCGGCGGGUCACCGGCCGCGCUCGGCGCCUACCCUUACAUGGCUGGUCAGAUAAUGAUGCGUAUGGACGGGCGCGAGUCCGUCGGCGGCGGUACUCUGAUCAGUAACACGCGGGUGUUGACCGCGGCGCACAACUUGUUCGACGGGCGGGAGAUGGUGCGCCACGUGACCGUCGUGCUGGGCUCCGUGCGCAUCUUUUCAGGCGGCACCAGAAUCACCUCCAACAGGAUGGAGAUCCACAGCGACUACGACACACAAACCGUCAACAAUGACAUCGCCAUUAUCACAAUCAACUGGGUCAAUUAUAGCAAUACGAUCCGCAAUAUCGGGCUGGCGUCAGGCAGCAACAUGUACGCGGGCACUUGGGCCUGGGCCAUCGGCUUCGGCAAGACCAGCGACGAUUCUUUAGCAAGCCCCGACCUGAUGCAGGGCCGGCUGCAAGUGAUCACCAACGAGGAGUGCCGGCAGGUGUACGGCCCAGCCAUCGUGGUCGCCUCCUCUCUCUGUGUCAGCGGUGCGCACGGCACUAAUGUCUGCAUAGGUGACUCCGGUGGCCCGCUCGUCGCUGACGGUCUUCUGAUUGGAGUGACGUCGUUCUCGUCUGCGGCAGGGUGCGAGGCCCCGAGGCCGGCCGGCUUCGCUAGAGUCAGCGCUUUCAAUUCGUGGAUCAGAUCCCGAAUGUAAUGCCCUCCGAAGUGAAAUCAUGUGAUUGUAACUGAAAAAUAAAUAAAUGGAAUGACGAUCUUUUAUUUUGGCGCUCGAUUUUAUAAAUUAAAGGAAGCACAAAUGCUAUAAAAAUAAAAAAAUGAGAAUAUGACAGGA